This is a messenger RNA of Jatropha curcas, 1583 nucleotides long. RefSeq names its product protein phosphatase 2C 37. Gene Ontology annotation, biological process: protein dephosphorylation. Gene Ontology annotation, molecular function: cation binding; protein serine/threonine phosphatase activity. The record is from RefSeq and is a predicted model, not a curated record. NCBI's taxonomy places the organism in Eukaryota, Viridiplantae, Streptophyta, Magnoliopsida, Malpighiales, Euphorbiaceae.
CUUCUUCUCUCUGUUACCAAAGAUCUUCGUAUCUCAUUUCAUUUCUCUGUCUCCUCUUUGUUUCCUGAGAAACUGUUAUUUUUGGGGCAACAGAUACAGAAUAGUCGAAGUCUCCAAGAUUUUGAGGCUAUUUAAGUUCGGGUGAUUAACUGUUGAUUGGUUCUCAAAUUACGAAAGACCGGAAGUGAAAGUUUAUGGCAGGAAUUUGCUGUGGAGUUGUUGGUGAGACCGAGGUAGCUGCUGGUGUAGUUGACCCAAGCUCACGAGGUUCAAGACGGAGGAGAUUAGAUCUCCGGCCAUUCAAGGUCGUUGCCGAUUCAGCAGUACAACCGCCGCUGAAACGGCAAAAGCCCGAUCUUCUUCCUCUUCCUUCGUCGUUGUCACGUGAUUGUGAUAACGCUCUAGAGGGUUGCAAAUUUAGCCAAGAUAUGUGUAAAGGAAGUGAACAAAAUAAAACUGCGGAGCAAAACGAUUGUUUAGAUUCGCCAAUUCAGUCGGUUAACAUUAGCUCAGAUUCUGUGAAAUCGGUUCGUGAAGUUGCAGAAGAAACUCCAAAAUUUGGCAUGACUUCUGUUUGCGGUAGAAGAAGAGAUAUGGAAGAUGCCGUUUCUAUACAGCCGUCAUUUACCGCCGAAAAAACUUCAUUCUUCGGCGUGUUUGAUGGUCACGGUUGCUCUCAUGUGGCUAUGCGGUGUAGAGAUCGGUUACACGAGAUACUCAAAGAUGAAAUCAAAAGUUCCAACAAAGAAGCUGAUAAGUGCUUUGAAUGGAAGGAAACGAUGGAGAGAAGCUUUGCAAAGAUGGAUAAGGAGGUAGAGGAGUGGUGCAACGACGUAGAUAAGACCGCUAACUGUCGUUGCGAGCUUCAGACUCCGCAGUGCGAUGCCGUUGGAUCAACGGCUGUUGUUGCAGUUGUAACGCCGGAUAAGGUAGUCGUUUCCAACUGCGGCGAUUCUCGAGCCGUACUUUGCCGUAACGGCGUCGCUGUUCCACUUUCAUCCGAUCAUAAGCCUGAUCGGCCAGAUGAAUUGGUCCGAAUACAAGACGCCGGUGGCCGCGUAAUCUACUGGGACGGCGCAAGGGUCCUAGGAGUUUUGGCGAUGUCCAGAGCAAUUGGUGAUAAUUAUUUGAAACCAUAUGUGAUACCGGAGCCGGAGGUAACCGUGACAGAACGGACGGCGGAGGAUGAGUGUCUGAUACUGGCGAGUGAUGGCCUGUGGGAUGUGGUAUCAAACGACACCGCAUGUGGAGUCGCAAGGAUGUGCUUGCGUGCUCAGAGGCCGCCUUCGCCACCGGCGUCACCUGGAAGCGACGCCGCCGUGCGUAGUGGAUCCGUUGAGAGCUCCGACGAGGCCUGCUCGGAUGCUUCAAUCUUGCUGACUAAGUUGGCCUUGGCUAGACACAGCACGGACAAUAUCAGCGUCGUGGUGGUUGAUUUAAGAAGGAAUCAACAGUAAAUAGUGAUAAUUAGAGUUUACAAAAUUAUUAUAUGUAUGGCGUUAUCUUUUUAUUUAGCUUCAAUUGCAUUUUGUCGUCCUUAUGAAAAGGGGGACAAAAUUUAAAAAAAAAAAAAAAAAAAAAAA